Molecule: messenger RNA, 518 nt
Organism: Corticium candelabrum
Lineage: Eukaryota; Metazoa; Porifera; Homoscleromorpha; Homosclerophorida; Plakinidae
Product: malignant fibrous histiocytoma-amplified sequence 1 homolog
Exons: 2
Coding region: 18-518 (166 amino acids)
Source: RefSeq, a predicted model, not a curated record
UCACAUGAUUACUAAGCAUGGCGUUUCCUCCCGUUGCGGCGGUCAGUCGGCGAACUAGUCAGAUGGAAGAGUUUUCGCCGAAGGUUAACAAGCAAAAGAGACUGGAAUUGGAUCUUCUAGAUGCAAAGUUGUUUGCAUUUCCUGAAGAAAUAUGUGAGACGAGCGGACUGGAGGUAUUGAAACUUUGUACAGACGACAUACACUCUAUACCCGAAGGCAUUGCCAAACUGAGGAAACUAGAAGAAAUUCAUUUGCAUACAAGUGAUUACCACAAUUCCAGAACUUCCUACUUCUCACCGCGGCUUACACCCAUUGGUCUCCAGGAGGUCCCUACUGUUGUUUCUCUUCUUCCAUGUCUUAAGGUUUUGUCUGUGUGUGGCAACCGUCGCAAUCCAUUGCUGUUUGAUGAGCUAAUGUCAUGUCAACUGCCCAGUACUCUUGUGGAAGUGGAAAUGGUGGCAUGUGUCCUUCAAAUAUUGCAACACAGAGAUGAUAAGAGAGGCAACACUCUUGAAUGA